AUGCCUGAUACCGGCGAUGAGGCUGACUCACGAAUCGCCUCAAUUGGCCAACAGCGACCACGGUCAGCCCGUUCAUCAACCCGUAGCUCACGCGAUGGUGAUUCCCGACCCGCGAAACGAAGACGGCGCAAUCGGUCCCGCGCCGAGGAUAUGAAAGAUAUAGUACCUCGCGGUGCAUCCUUCAGUGCAACACCGCUUGAAGUUGACCCUGUGGAAGGCUCUAGCUCAGAUGUAAAGUCUUCAAGUGAUUCCGAACAGUCGGACAAAUUGGAGCCUGAGAAGGCAGAACCUGCCAAUCCCCAUGCCGGUAGUACAGUACCUGCCAUUAGCUGGAACCAGGGCAGGAAAAGUGCGAUCCGAACUACGCUUGGUAAACGCAAGGCGACAGACGACGCAGCACCGCAUUUAGCACCGCCAUCAGCACCGCCAUUGGCGCCUACGUCUGCCUCCCAACCCGAGAUCAAACCCUCCAAAAAUGCUUCCUCUUCCUCUUCUUCUCUCCCCUCCACCACCGCUACAACAACAACAAAACCAAAACAAUUCGCGGCAGUCAAUGCAUACUGGAAACCUCAAGACGAAUCUGCAUCAUCCGAGCAUAGUGAAGACGAAGAAGAUCAGUCGGAACAAGACGACUCCAGUGACCUUGAAGAAGGAGAGGUCAAUUCUGACUCUGACAAUAUGAAUUCUGAUCCCAACUCCCCGGAUCAUGAAUCUGAAUCUGACUCCGACUCUGUGGAUUCUGACCCUGACGAUUCCAUCUUGUUGAAUAUCGGAACCAAAUCAGAGGAUGGAAAUGAGGAUAAAUCGCACGAUGAGCUUACAGCCGAUGGCCCUACUGCCAAUGGCAUUGCAAAUGGCGACACAAACAGAACUCCCGGUAGCUCCUCAGCGCAUCUGCAGCGCUCAACGGAAACCAAAGAGCAGGCCUUCCAACGUUUCGCCCAAAAAUAUCCCGUUGCGCCGACUGUUUUGGCUGAUCUUACCGAAGAAGAUCGGAAACGACAAGUUGACUUUUGGUACUGGUUCCGAGAAGUCGCCCCAGCUGAUUAUGGUACACUCCCACCCGGCUGCUUUGAAUGUCUGAAGCGUGGUCAUCUGAGCGAAGUAUGCCCGGACAAGGAUUGCCCUCACUGUGGUCAAUGGGGCGAACAUACCGCUCUAUGGUGUCCCGUCUGGCUACGAUGCGAAAAGUGCCGUGAGAGAGGACACUCCGAAGCAGAGUGUACAUCCUCGCUUCGGAGCUCGGCUGGAGAAGUCCCUUGCGACAUCUGCGGACGUACCGACCAUGUGGAGCGUAGAUGUUUACGCCGGAUACAGUUACCAAUGUAUGAGCCUGACACCAUGACAGGCUCCAACCAGUUCAGAAUCUCGAUUUCCUGCUCUCACUGUCUGAGCAACAGUCACAUUCUCGGCGAUUGUCCAAACCGCGUCCAAACUCAGGAGACAGCUUGGAUCUCGCUCCGAGGAAUCUCUCCUUCCAGAAUCAUCAAUACCAACACCGAGCGCGAUCCAGAGCCGCCACGGCCAGUCAACUACCAGGAGGGUCGUGGGAGACCGCAAGGACGACGAGGUGGUUUUAACGCCCGCUCUGACUCGUCUAGUAGUGAUGAUGUCUUGCCUCUCAGGGCCGCGAGCAACCGAAACCCUCCUCCUCGAGGGAACCCUCGAGGCAGAGGUCGUGGGGCAGCUAACCCCCCCUCCAGCUCGGGGUCGAGGCCGUGGAGGAGCCCGUGGAGCGGCUCAGGGACCUGGGGGACCUGGGGGAUCUGGCCGAGGCCGUGGAAAUGGCCGCGGAGGGCCGGGAGGUCGUGGAGGACCCCCGGGUGGUCGGGGUCGUGGGGCUCCUCGUGGAGGGCCUCGUGGCGGGCCUCGUGGCGGUGGUCGACGCGGCAAUUAGCCCAUCGAGGCCAGUCACCCAGUAACGACCCGGCCAUGAAUUUCUUUUUCAUUUUCAAAUUUAUUUCUACCUAG
Penicillium malachiteum is the source of this 1971-nucleotide messenger RNA. RefSeq names its product zinc knuckle domain protein. Lineage: Eukaryota; Fungi; Ascomycota; Eurotiomycetes; Eurotiales; Aspergillaceae. The coding region runs from base 1 to 1971 and encodes 656 amino acids. Gene Ontology annotation, molecular function: zinc ion binding; nucleic acid binding. The transcript has 2 exons. The record is from RefSeq and is a predicted model, not a curated record.